AUGCUGUCAUCUGAGAUAACGGAGGAUAAGCUAUUGUAUAGAGAAAUCAGGACAAUCAAGGCUGGUGAAAUCGAAAGAUUUAAAAUACAUUAUGCUUCGGAUAAAAAAGGCGAUGGAGCGUUGAAGCCUCCGAAGAGCCUUUGGGUUAAAGUCAAAAAUAUAGAGCUGAUAGCGUUACGUGCAGCAUAUCUUGCAGGUCCAUAUGUUCUUUAUGUUGAUUGUAAAACUGAAGAAUAUGACCCUAAUAAGAAAUGUUUUAUAACUGCUGAUCAGCCAGUAUUUGAGCCACAACUAUUACCAGCCCAAUCGUUCUAUGCGGAACUAUCGUGCCAUACAAUUAAAGAGUCUUACAAUUGGACCAUUGAUGUUGUAUCUCAGAUUAUUUUUAAUAAGACUAUAGACGUUGAUUUUGAAAUAACUAUCGGUACAUCUAAGAGUAUUUUACAUGAUGCUUCUUUAGCGGAAAAGAAGGUUGAGAAUAGUGAUAAACGAGGGAAGUUUGUGCCUUCGACAGUUCUAAAUGUAGAAAAUCAUGACACAUUAGACUUGUGGAAUUUGCCUUUGCCUGAUACCAAAAAGCCUAUACAUUUGGUGAUAUUGACACAUGGACUUCAUUCUAAUGUUAGUGUUGAUAUGCUAUAUCUAAAAGAACAGAUUGAUAAAGCAAAUAAUGGAGAAAACAUUGUGGUUAAAGGAUAUUUUGGAAAUAUAGGUAAGACAGAAAGAGGUAUCAAAUAUUUAGGAAGUAGGGUGGCCGAAUAUAUUGUCGAUUUGGUAACUAAAAAUGAGACAUACAAUAACGGUAAAGUAGCAAAAAUAUCAUUCAUUGGACACUCUUUGGGUGGAUUAGUACAAACAUUUGCAAUAGCGUAUUUGCAAAAUAAUUUUGCAUGGUUUUUCAAGAGCAUUAAGCCUGUUAACUUUAUCACGAUAGCCUCACCCUUACUAGGUGUUGUUAACGAAAAUCCAGCGUAUGUUAAAAUGGCACUACUGGCUGGAGUGGUUGGAAAAACGGGCCAAGAAUUAGGACUAAAACUUGUUGAAAAUGAUUCAAAGCCGUUAUUACUAUUAUUGCCCACAGGCCCAACACAUAGAACACUAAAGAUGUUCGUAAGACGAACAGUUUAUGGAAAUGUAGCCAAUGAUGGUAUAGUACCAUUAAGAACCUCUGCGUUAUUGUACUUAGAUUAUAAGGGAUUAACUCAAAUUUUGAAAAAUCCUGAGAUAAAGAAGAAAUAUAUUGCAAAUAGUCAAUCCACUGAUAAGAUUCCUGACAAUAGCUCAUUAAAUGUUGACGAAAAUGGUAACAGUAAUGAUGACUCGGUUCUACUGCUGUCUAUUCAAGCCAUGUUUUCAUACUUCAUGCCUCAGAAACAAAGGAAAAAGCCUGAUGUUCAAUAUCAGAGAUUUCAAACGAAGAAAGAAGGCAAAUCCAAUAGCACUUCAACGGAGAAUGAUAUCGAAGACAGUGAAAAUAAUGACGACGCUUAUGAUGAAUUACCUAAAUCUUCGUUUGUUGAAGCAGCAACAACUCUAAUAUUACCUCCAUUACCACCCUUGAAGUACAUAACUGACCCAGAUUCUCGUGACGAUGUUGUAGUCCAUGAUAAGGUGUACCACGAAAACGAUUUGCCUCCCAGAGAUGUCAAUUCUGAAUCUCAGACAGAUGCUUUAAAAGCUUCACGAAUGGAUAAAGAUGAUGAAAUAAGUUCAUCAAACGAUGAUUCUUCAAGCUCACAACAAUCAUCCUUACGUCAAAGAUUCUUAGAAUCACUCGACGUACAAAAUGUGGAGCACAUUGAAGAAGAGAUUGCAAGGGAGUAUCAUAAGAAUAUGAGUUGGAGGAAAGUGUUGGUUAACUUGAAACCAGAUGCUCAUAAUAAUAUUAUUGUGAGAAGGAGGUUUGCAAAUGCUUACGGUUGGCCCGUAAUUGAUCAUAUAGUAAAAAACCAUUUCAAGGAUGGCAUAGAUUCUUCAGAUAAAUAUAACAAGCCAGACAGACCGAAAGUCUUCAUUGGAAAUGACCCUAAUUUACCAAGCUCGGAUUCAUUAGAUGCUGAAGUAGACCUUUCAGAUAUCCUUUCAAGAGAUUUAUUAACACAACAGAAUGACGACAUAGAUAAGGAGAACGAGGUCGAAGAAGCUGAUGGAGAGCAUUGCGAACAUGGUUGGAUUAAUUCUAAGGAUAAUUCUGAGUCCUUGUUUGCAGUCGGGCCGACAGGUCUCUUAUCUGAUGUGAGCGAAAUGGUUGGUAAUUUAAGAGAUCAAUGGUAUAAUUAUAAUGGCAAUAGCAAAGGAUCUAAACGAAAGAUAUCUGAUCAUUUCGAAUCCAACGGGGAUACAGAUAAAGAUUCAGAAAGAGAAAUCUCCGAUGAUAUCGAUAAAGAUGGUGAUUUAGGGUUAUCGAAACUGUUAAUGGGAAAUUUCAUCUAG
Debaryomyces fabryi is the source of this 2433-nucleotide messenger RNA. Its product is annotated as putative lipase. NCBI's taxonomy places the organism in Eukaryota, Fungi, Ascomycota, Pichiomycetes, Serinales, Debaryomycetaceae. The record is from RefSeq and is a predicted model, not a curated record. Gene Ontology annotation, molecular function: monoacylglycerol lipase activity. Bases 1 to 2433 code for a protein of 810 amino acids. The transcript has a single exon.